Molecule: messenger RNA, 2712 nt
Organism: Geosmithia morbida
Lineage: Eukaryota; Fungi; Ascomycota; Sordariomycetes; Hypocreales; Bionectriaceae
Product: multifunctional beta-oxidation protein
Exons: 8
Coding region: 1-2712 (903 amino acids)
Molecular function (GO): oxidoreductase activity
Source: RefSeq, a predicted model, not a curated record
AUGGCCCGUGAGCCCCUCGGCGCCCCAGAAAUGAGAGAAGCCGAGGCUCGAGGAAAGGUGUACGCUCUCUUCUUUGCCUCGCGAGGUGCCAGCGUCGUCGUCAACGAUCUCGGCGGCUCCUUCAAGGGCGAGGGUAACUCGAACAAGACUAACACCGUCACCGUCGACAAACAGGCCGCCGAUGUCGUCGUCGAAGAGAUCAAAAAGGCCGGUGGCAAGGCCGUGGCCAACUACGACAGCGUCGAGAACGGCGAACGCAUCAUCGACACGGCCAUCCAGGCCUUCGGUCGCGUCGACGUCCUCCUCAACAACGCCGGUAUCUUGCGUGACGUCAGCUUUAAGAACAUGAAGGACCAGGAUUGGGACCUCAUCAGCAAGGUGCACAUCAAGGGAGCCUACAAGUGCGCCCGCGCCGCCUGGCCUCACUUCCGCAAGCAAAAGUACGGCCGCGUCAUCAAUACCGCCUCGGCCGCCGGUCUCUUUGGCAACUUUGGCCAGACGAACUACUCGGCUGCCAAGCUGGCCAUGGUCGGCUUCACGGAGACCCUCGCCAAGGAGGGAAUCAAGUACAACAUCCUCUGCAACGUCAUUGCUCCGAUCGACGUUCCCCCUUCCCUCUCUGCAGCCGCUAGCCGCAUGACCGAGACCGUCAUGCCCCCCGACGUGCUCGAGAACCUCAGGCCUGACUGGGUCGUCCCCCUGGUCGCCACGCUCGUCCACAGGAGCAACGACUCCGAGACGGGCGGCAUCUUCGAGGUCGGCGCCGGCGCCAUGGCCAAGCUCCGCUGGGAGCGCUCCUCCGGCCUUCUCCUCAAGGCCGACGACAGCUACACGCCCGGAGCCGUCCUGAAGAAGUGGGACAGGGUCGUCGACUUCUCCAAGCCCCAGUACCCCACCGGUCCCAACGACUUCAUGACCCUCCUCGAGGAGUCGAUGAAGAUGGGCCCCAACGAGCAGGGCGAGACGCUCGACUUCUCGGGCCGCGUCGCCCUCAUCACCGGCGGAGGUGCCGGCAUCGGACGCGCCUAUGCCCUUGCCUUUGCCAAGUACGGUGCCUCGGUCGUCGUCAACGACCUCGUCAACCCCGACACCGUGGUCGACGAGAUCAAGGCAAUGGGCGGCAAGGCCGCGGGCGUCAAGGCUUCGGCCGAGGACGGCGACGACGUCAUCAAGGGCGCCAUCGACGCCUUUGGCCGCAUCGAUAUCCUCGUCAACAAUGCCGGUAUUCUGCGCGACAAGGCUUUCAACAACAUGGACGACGAGCUCUGGGACCCCGUCGUCAACGUCCACCUCCGCGGCACCUACAAGACCACCAAGGCUGCCUGGCCCUACUUCCUCAAGCAGAGGUACGGCCGUGUUCUCAACACGACGUCGACCAGUGGCAUCUACGGAAACUUUGGCCAGGCCAACUAUUCUGCCGCGAAAUGCGGCAUCCUCGGCUUCUCCCGUGCCCUUGCCGCCGAGGGGGCCAAAUACAACAUCUACGUCAACACCAUUGCUCCCAACGCCGGUACGGCCAUGACGGCCACCAUCAUGCCUGAGGAGAUGGUCCAGGCCUUCAAGCCCGACUACAUUGCGCCCCUGGUCCUGGCCCUGUGCAGCGACAAGUGCCCUGACCCUACCGGUGGUCUGUAUGAGGUGGGCAGCGGAUGGUGCGGCCGCACACGCUGGCAGAGGGCCGGCGGCCACGGCUUCCCUGUCGACGUCCCCCUGGUUCCUGAGGAGGUUGUCAAGCACUGGGGCGAUAUUGUCAACUUUGACAGCCCCGACGCCGACCACCCGGAGAAGAUGCAGGAUUCGCUCAAGAAGGUCAUGGCCAACAUUGAUAACCGAGCUGGCAAGGCCAGCAUAAAUGAGCACCUCUCGGCCAUUAGUUCUGCCCUGACCAGGGAGGGCAAGCCGACGGAGUACAGCUACGAGGAACGCGACGCGAUCCUGUACAACCUGGGCGUGGGCGCCAAGCGCACGGAGCUCAAGUACGUCUUCGAGGGUGCCGACGACUUCCAGGUGCUCCCGACGUUUGGCGUCAUCCCGCCCUUCAACGCCGAGAUGCCGUUCGACUACGACGCCAUCGUGCCCAACUUCAACCCCAUGACGCUCCUCCACGGCGAGCAGUACCUCGAGGUGCGCCGCUGGCCCCUCCCCACGAGCGCCCGCCUCGUCUCCACCGCCCGCCUGCUCGAGGUGGUCGACAAGGACAGCGCCGCCAUCGUCAAGACCGGAGUCACCACCCGUCUGGCCGACACGGGCGACGACGUCUUCUACAACGAGAUGACCAUCUUCCUCCGCGGUUCGGGAGGCUUCGACGGCCCCAGGCGCGGAAAGGUCCGCGGCGCCGCCACCGCCGCCAACAACCCGCCCAAGAGGAAGCCCGACGUCGUCGUUCAGGCUGCCACCACCGAUGAUCAGGCUGCCAUUUACCGUCUCAGCGGUGACUAUAACCCCCUGCACAUAGAUCCCUCUUUCGCCAAGAUGGGUGGCUUCAAGGCUCCCAUCCUUCACGGCCUCUGCUCCUUUGGAUUUGCCGGCAAGGCCGUCUACGACACAUUCGGCCCGUUCAAGAAUAUCAAGGUCCGAUUCGCCGGUCCCGUCAUCCCAGGUCAGUCCCUCGUGACGGAGAUGUGGCGAGAGAGAAACAAGGUCAUCUUCACCACAAAGAUCAAGGAGACGGGCAAGACGGUCAUUGCCGGCGCAGCAGCCGAGCUGAUGUAA